Molecule: messenger RNA, 2327 nt
Organism: Salvia miltiorrhiza (redroot sage)
Lineage: Eukaryota; Viridiplantae; Streptophyta; Magnoliopsida; Lamiales; Lamiaceae
Product: PRA1 family protein H
Exons: 2
Coding region: 94-900 (268 amino acids)
Biological process (GO): vesicle-mediated transport
Cellular component (GO): endoplasmic reticulum; Golgi apparatus
Source: RefSeq, a predicted model, not a curated record
ACGACAUAGUUGUGGAGACGAGCAGGCGAGGCCCAGGCAAGGGAAUAACCGUAGAGGUAGAGUAGCCUUAUCCGGGCGGUACAAAAUGAAACGAUGCCCAACAUAAAAUUAGCAUUCUUCCCCACAAAGCAGCACGCACUAAACACGAAACAGAUGUUUGACCCGAACCCGUUAUCUCUAAGUGUUCCCGAACCCGAAUUCGAAUCAUGGCUCCGCGACUCCGGCUACCUCGAAAUCGUUGACCAGCGUUCCACCGACCUCCACCGCCUCUCCACCGCCGCCAAGCCCUCUAAUUCCGCCGCCGCCGACUCAGCCACCACUUCGAUUAGUACCAACGGAGUAUUCCUCGUCUCACGAUUCUUCUCCCGCGUCUGGACUCUGCUAUCGCUGCUCACCUUCAACCCUCUGUCGAAGCUCGCCGCCAGCGACUUCUCCGGCGACACACCGUCCUGGACUCUGGCGUUCUUCGGCUCUUCCGAAUCCUACUCGUUCCCGUCUUCUCGCUCUCAGGCUCGCCUUCGUGUCCGCGAGAACGUCAAGCGCUUUGCUCGCAACUACACCACCCUCUUCGUUCUCUUUUUUGCUUGCUCUCUGUAUCAGUUGCCUAUAGCUCUUUUUGGCCUUCUUUCGUGUUUGGCGCUUUGGGAUGCAUUUAAGUUGAGCGGUGAUCGAUGGGGUUUGGACAGAUACCCUCUCUUAAGACAAGCUCUGAUUCGUACUGCUCAAUGUUGUGAGUUGAUUUGCCUCCUUCGUAUUUUCUUUGCAUCAAUGGCAUACUUAAACAAAAAGCUAGAUGGGUAUAUUAUGUUUUUGUUUACAAUAUCAAUUCCUUCUAUCGUUCAAAAGAUUCUUCAGGAUAAUGUUGGCGUGCAUCCCCCAUUAGGAUUCACCAAUCUCUAGUUAGGGUUUCUUAAUCUCCAAUUAGAGUUUGAUAAUUCUUAAUUAGGAUUUAUUAAUCACAAUUAGGAUUUAAUUAGGGCUGAUGCAUAGUGCAUCUGGAUGUAACUAUGUAAGCUGUGCUUUCUUUGCCUCUGGAUGUUGUUAGCCUAAUAUUGUUAUGCGCUACUGUGGGAUCGACACUACGUGUGUCUGAGAGGACAAUCGUGAUUCUUGGCACUAAAAAUGCUAUAUCAGGGAAAAGGAAAAGCUAAGCUGAUUUCUUGUUUCUCUUUACCCCAUUAUGCUUUUUGCCAAGUUUCAGAAGGUUGCGAAAAGGAAGAUGGCAUGAGAAUGGUUGAGGGAGUUUUCGUAGUUUAAUUACUUGGAAAGUGGUGGUGGGACAUUUCUUGGGGCUGGUUAGAUUGAAUGGAGGUCAGGUUUGUGUUAAAACCUUAAAAGCUUAAAUUGAUUAUUUAGCUUAGGAGAACCUAGGGAAUGAACAUAGCUGUUUUGAGUUGCAUUAUACCAGUAUUUCUCAAAAAUAUGGUGCUCUUCCUCAUCAAAAUUCUUUCCUAUUGAAGCUACUCUAAUCAGCUCCAUGGCAUCCUCUAGAGACCAAUAUUUUUUGUUGGUAAAUAUUGUUGGAUUCUUCUAGUUAACUUUGUUAGUGAGUUCAUUAAGAAGUAUACUUCUUGCUAGUUGUCCUUUCUUCUAAGGUUAGAUAGUUUUUGUCUUCUGCCAUUUGAAGAGAUUAUUAUGAUAAACUCUUUUUCAUCAGGAGCAAACUUUGUCUGCGAUUAUGUGCCUUAAGAAUAUUUACUAGUCUCAAUUCUUGCAGUGGCCGGAGUAAUCCUGUUUAUUUCCAAUGUCCAGUUCGCCAUUUUCUGUGCAACUGGAGUCAGUUUUGCAGGUAUAUGUGUCCUCGCGAUCAUUGUUUCACUAUAUCGUUGCUUGUCCUUCAGGGGCUUCUAGCUAUGUAUAUGAGUUUGUUCACUAACUUUUAUUUCUACAGUCAUGAUUCUACAUGCUUCAUUUAGGAAAUUGACCCCGGCAAAGCAACCUGAUCAAAGAGGUGGAUAUAGGAUGAUGGCUAGGCGACAAGGCUAGGCAAUUCACUAUUUUGGACACAAUAAUUCUUGCAUGUAGUACAUGGUUUCCUCUGCUCAAGGCGAUUUGCGGACAAAGAAAUUCCUGUUGUAUCUCAGAAGACUCGCAGCUUGAUAUAGCGUUGGGUAGGUCUUUCAUCGCCGUCCCCAAUGUGAUGAAAUUGCACCAGCAGUCGUAUUUUACUUCUUCCUAAUAUGAUAAAUCAAUUUUUGUAGCUAUACAGCAUAGUUUGAUAUAAUUCCUGUAUUUUGAUGUAAUUAUAAAUUUUUACUACUGAAACUGCAGGCUUGCUUGGAUCUUAUUUUAAAUGUUAAAUGAGAUGUGUGUUGCACCGUCAUAAA